ACAUGUUUUCCUGCUCUGAGCAUUCCGGUUCGCAACCGUUCAGUUUCCGCGCAGUGAAUGACCUUCUCGCGUCCGAGUGUGUAGAGGAAUCUAAGAUAUUGUUCUGUGAACUGUGGUGUGGCAGCAUCAAACGCGUGAUUUGCUCCUUGCUGGACGAAUAUUGUGUUCUUUGAUGGUUUAAUUGCAACGAUAUAAUGACGACGGAAGUGAGAAUCCGUGGACUGAGUGUGCGUGACAUACGGUUCCCGCGAUUGGCGAGACUCGAUGAAUCCGAACAACAGUGUAAAUUUGCAAAUGAUGAUACCUUAGGCUUUGAAAGCAGUGAGCAAAUCAAGAAUCCGAAGUGUUUCGCCUGCGCAUACGUUGUUCUCUUCACGGAUCACGGUACCAAAGGAUUCGGACUUUCCUUCACCACUGGAUCAGGAACAGAACUCAGUGAGCCGUUCCCGCGAUUGGCGAGACUCGAUGAAUCCGAACAACAGAUCAAGAAUCCGAAGUGUUUCGCCUGCGCAUACGUUGUUCUCUUCACGGAUCACGGUACCAAAGGAUUCGGACUUUCCUUCACCACUGGAUCAGGAACAGAACUCAUCGUGGAAGCAGUGAAAACACUGUCGCCUCUAGUUGUUGGGCAACAGUUUCAGAGCAUCGUUGACGACUUUGCCGGCUUCUGGCGGAAAUUGACUGACUCACAUUCUCGAUGGCUUGGAGAGGAACUGGGCCUUGUACAUUUGGCAGCCAGUGCCAUUGUGAAUGCUGUCUGGGAUCUCUGGGGUCGUAUGGAGAACAAACCCCUGUGGAAACUGUUGACGGACAUGAAUCCCGAAGACCUCAUUGGCUAUCUAGACUUCACGUAUCUUUUCGGUGCACGUCGCAUUUUGAAAACUUUCAAAAGACUUGGAGAGGAACUGGGCCUUGUACAUUUGGCAGCCAGUGCCAUUGUGAAUGCUGUCUGGGAUCUCUGGGGUCGGAUGGAGAACAAACCCCUGUGGAAACUGUUGACGGACAUGAAUCCCGAAGACCUCAUUGGCUAUUUAGACUUCACGUAUCUCGGAGACGCAUUAACAAAACAGGAAGCACUCACCAUCCUGAAAUCCAUGGAACGCGGGAAAGAAUCGAGGGAAGAUAUUGUCCGGGCAAAUGGUUUUCCCUGCUACACAAACACCGGAGGUAUAAUAUUCCACAUCAUCCUGGGGGCAGAAAAAAAAAGAAAAAACAAACGCGAUCCUUUAUUAUUUUUUUCUUUCUCCAUUAAAUCCCCAACAGGAUGUCUGGGUUACAGUCAGGAAACUACCCGCAGCAAAUUGCAGUACGCCAUGCAAUCCGGCUUCACCAGAUUCAAGGUGGAAGUCGGCGAUGACACCAUUGACAAAGACAGAGAAAGGUUGACAUUCAUCAGGAGGAUUAUUGGAUCCGACAGAACCCUGGUGACGACCGAAAAAAACAAUAUGCUCCAUGCAAACCAGUCUUGGGGAGUGGACCAGGCCAUUAAAUGCAUCAGGGCAUUGUCUGAAUUCAAUCCUGUUUGGGUACAAGAUCCCACUUCAUCUGAAGACAUUCUUGGACAUGCUACAAUUUCCAAGGCUGUUGCCCCACUUGGGAUUGGAAUAGCAGCAGGGCAGUACUGCCACAACAGGGUCAUGUUCAAGCAGCUGGUGGAAGCAGGAGCCAUUCAGUUCUGUCAAAUUGACGCAUGCAGAUUGGGUGGUGUUAAUGAGAUCAUCACUGUGAUGCUGCUGGCCAAGAAAUUUGGAGUACCUGUGUGUCCACAUGCUGACGGAUUGGGCCUAUGUGAGAUGGCUCAACACCUGGCCAUUUUCAACUAUGUUUGCAUCUCAGGGGACAGGACCAAUGCUGUGAUUGAGUACAACAAUCAUAUGCAUGAGCACUUUAUGCAGCCUGCUAAGGUCAAGCAUGGGUGCUAUGUUGUACCAGAUGCACCUGGUUACAGCAUGGAGAUUAUCACCCCGUCCCUGCUCAACUAUGAAUACCCCCUGGGGCCCUUUUGGAGAGACAGACAAGGCAAGGAAGCCGAGAAGAUACUCCAAAGGCGGUGCUCGGAAACGCCGUCCGACUUCUUCUAUGCCAUCCAUGCCGAGGACAGGAGAGGCACCCAUGACCACCUCUCAAAGUUGCAUGAAGUGGAAAGUAUGGAUGACAUUCCACACAGAUACGUGCCAGUCAGAAGUGCCGUUUUCCACGAGUUCUUCUGAUUUUUUUUUUUUUUCAAUUUUCACUUUCCUUUCGUGCGUGUGUGUGUGCGUGGAUCCGAUUCGUCAAUUUCAUAUAUUUGUGGAGUAGUACUAUAGUGUAACCCAGAUUUCUGCGUGUCAUUAUUAGAUUCGGACGGAAAAACAUGAAAUAUGAUUUUAGUUAUGCUGUAUAUGUAUUUUGACGCGGUUGGAAUUAUAUGCUGGACUAUAUACUGAGAUUUAGUGACCUGAAUCGCCGAGGACCAGUCAAGUGCAAUAUUAAUUGUGCUAUAUAAUGUGUAUAUAUAUCCAGAGAAAAAGGACGUAAAUUAAAGGAAGAGGAGGAAAAUGGGAACGGAUGGUUAUUUGGGGAGGGCGCACAUUCGACAGACCGGGUGUCGCCAUAUGACGUGAAACGAAACUGCGAGGGGAUGACUGCAAUAAAACCGUGGAUGUUCAUUUCGUGUGCUGGGAAUCCUCAUUUGAGGAACAUUUGGGGGGAAUAUAAAUAGAAACGUCUUUUUUUUGUGUGUGUGGAACAUUCCUGCGAUUUUGUUUGCAAUGAAACUCAAUACAAUUCUGAAGAAAAUCGAGACUAGAUGUCGCUAGUGUGAAAGAUGGGUAUUGCCAGAAACUGGGCUCAUUAUUUUUUUUAAUCAUUAGAUUGAUACAGUUGGGGUGACAUUGAGAGAUUUAUCAUUUUCUUAGAACAUUUACACUAUCCUACUUGUAAUAUAAUUCAGGACUGUUUUCAAGAUAUUCUAGAAUGAAGAUGCUGCCGUACGUGCUUGUGAAAUUGUCAGAAUGACUGCAAUAAAACCAUGGAUGUUCAUUCUGUGGGCUAGGAAUCCUCAUUUGAUGCAAAUUUGCUGUGAAAUACAGAUUUCUUUCUUUGUGUGACA
Molecule: messenger RNA, 3091 nt
Organism: Notodromas monacha
Lineage: Eukaryota; Metazoa; Arthropoda; Ostracoda; Podocopida; Cyprididae
Source: the annotation of a GenBank genome assembly